UAUAUAUAUAUACAUGAGUAUUAUGUAGUUAAAUUCUUAUGAAGAAGCAAUAAUGGAGAAAAGAAUAGCAAUCAUAGGAGCAGGAAUUAGUGGACUAGUUGCAUGCAAAUACUCACUCUCAAAGGGAUUCAAACCCAUUGUUUUUGAAUCAAAAAAUGGAAUUGGAGGAGUUUGGGCUAAGACUAUUAAAACUUGUUGUCUUCAAACUCCAAAACAAGACUACCAAUUCUCUGAUUUUCCAUGGCCAGAUUCAGUUCAAGAAUUUCCUACCCAACAACAAGUCAUGGAUUAUCUUCACUCUUAUGCCAAGCAUUUUGAUUUACUUGAGCAUAUCAAGUUUAACACUAAAGUUAUGAGCAUUGACUAUGAAGGUUCAUCAGAAGAAGAAAUGAAGUCAUGGAGUUUGUGGGGUGGUAAUGGUGAGGCCUUUAGUUCUAAUGGGAAAUGGAAUGUUCAAGUUCAAGAUUCCCAAACCCUUUUCACUCAGGUAUACCAAGUGGAGUUUGUGAUCCUGUGCACAGGGUGGGCAAGUGAUGUUCCGAAUAUUCCACAAUUUCCUCCCGGAAAAGGCCCCGAGGCAUUUCACGGGGAGGUGAUACACUCGAUGGACUACUACGCGAUGGAUCACGAACUUGCUUCUAACUUCAUCAAAGGGAAGCGGGUAGCUGUCGUCGGCUUCCAAAAAUCUGCAUUAGACAUUGCAAUGGAGUGUGCUUCACAAAAUGGAACUGAAAAUCCGUGUAGAGUUUUGUAUAGAACUGCGCAUUGGCAUAUUUCUGAUGAAUUUCCGUGGGGAGUGCCGAUAACUCUUCUUUACCUUAACCGAUUCUCGGAGCUUCUGGUUCAUAAGCCUGGUGAAAGUUUUUUUCUCAGUCUCCUUGCAACAAUUCUUUCUCCUUUGAGAUGGGCAACUGCUAAAUUUGUUGAAAGCCACAUAAAGCACAAGCAUCGUUUGGCGAAAUACGGAAUGGUACCCAAACAUGGAUUUUAUGAACAAAUAAGUUCAUGUUUGCUAACAACAUUACCUGAUAAUUUUUAUGAUAAAGUUGAAGAAGGAAGCAUCAUGCUCACAAAAUCUCCCAAAUUUAGCUUCUGCAAACAAGGUAUUAUAAUUGAUGGUCAAGAUCAACCUCUAGAAAUUGAUAUAGUCAUAUUAGCCACAGGGUUUAAAGGUGAUGAGAAGCUCAGAGACAUUUUUAAGUCUAAAUUCUUUCAAAAAUGCACAAUUGGAUCCCCUGAUUCAUCACUUCCCCUCUACAGGGAAUGUAUUAAUCCUCGAAUUCCACAACUAGCAGUAAUCGGAUAUUCAGAAAGUUUAUCAAACAUGUUUACUUCAGACAUAAAAUGUAGAUGGCUAGCCGAGCUUCUCGAUCAAAAAUUCAAGAUUCCGAGCAUAAAAGAAAUGGAAAAAGAUGUGGAAAAUUGGGAUAAAUUUAAGAAAAGAUAUGCAGGACCAUAUUACCAGAAAUCAUGUAUCGGAAGCAUUCAUAUUUGGUACAAUGAUCAAAUUUGCAAAGAUAUGGGAUGGAAUCCGAACAGGAAAAACGGGUUUUUUGCAGAAUUAUUUGAACCUUAUGGACCUCAGGAUUAUGAUUCACCUUCAAAUUAAUUAGCAUAUGUUUUCCUAUAUAAUAUAUUUUUUGUUGUUAGCUGCAUGUUGUUAUUAAUAAAAAGUCAAUGUUGCACCAAAAUUUAUCAA
Mercurialis annua (annual mercury) is the source of this 1699-nucleotide messenger RNA. Its product is annotated as probable flavin-containing monooxygenase 1. The transcript has 5 exons. The coding region runs from base 53 to 1609 and encodes 518 amino acids. NCBI's taxonomy places the organism in Eukaryota, Viridiplantae, Streptophyta, Magnoliopsida, Malpighiales, Euphorbiaceae. Gene Ontology annotation, molecular function: N,N-dimethylaniline monooxygenase activity; flavin adenine dinucleotide binding; NADP binding. The record is from RefSeq and is a predicted model, not a curated record.